This is a messenger RNA of Erigeron canadensis, 1820 nucleotides long. RefSeq names its product protein NRT1/ PTR FAMILY 5.2-like. The transcript is spliced from 4 exons. The record is from RefSeq and is a predicted model, not a curated record. NCBI's taxonomy places the organism in Eukaryota, Viridiplantae, Streptophyta, Magnoliopsida, Asterales, Asteraceae. Gene Ontology annotation, biological process: transmembrane transport; dipeptide transport. Bases 1 to 1797 code for a protein of 598 amino acids. Gene Ontology annotation, molecular function: tripeptide transmembrane transporter activity; dipeptide transmembrane transporter activity. Gene Ontology annotation, cellular component: membrane.
AUGGGAAUGAUGGAAUAUGAGAAAGGAGUUGGUGAUAAUUUUACACAAGACGGGACUACGGACCUUAAAGGUAGACCUGCCCUAAGAUCAACUACAGGGAGAUGGAGAGCUUGUUAUUACAUGCUAGGCUAUGAAGUGUGUGAAAGAAUGGCAUAUUAUGGGAUAGCAACCAAUUUGGUCUUGUACUUAACAAGGGAGUUGCAUGAAGGCACUGUGAAAUCGUCAAACAAUGUCACAAACUGGGCAGGGACUGUGUGGUUGACUCCCCUUUUGGGUGCAUAUAUCGCUGACACAUACCUAGGACGAUAUUGGACUUUCAUGAUUGCUUCAGCUAUUUAUCUUAUGGGUAUGUUUCUGUUGACUCUUGUGGUUUCAAUCCCAUCCCUAAAGCCACCAUCAUGUGGCAAACAUGUUAGUUACCUAGACUGCAAUAAAAGGGCAUCUUCAUUUCAAGUUGGUAUUUUUUAUUUUGCACUCUACAUCAUCGCAAUUGGGACUGGUGGAACCAAGCCCAACAUCUCCACAAUGGGUGCUGACCAGUUUGACGAUUUUGAGCCCAAAGAAAGGGCCCAUAAACUCAGUUUCUUCAAUUGGUGGAUGUUUAGCAUAUUUUUUGGAACUCUUUUCUCAAGUACAUUUCUAGUGUAUAUUCAAGAUAAUGUGGGUUGGGGCUUAGGGUAUGGCAUCCCUACACUGGCUCUACUUGUGGCAAUAAUUGGGUUUGUACUUGGCACACCAAAUUAUAGGCACAAGCCCAGAACAGGAAGCCCAUUUACAAGAAUGGCCCAAGUACUCGUUGCCACUGCUAGAAAGAAGGAUGUAAUUAUUCCCGAUGAUCCAAAAGAGCUUUAUGAGUUAACUUUGGAUGAGUAUGCUAGCCCUGGAAAGUACAGACUUGACCAUUCAUCUUCAUUAAGGUUCUUUGACAAAGCUGCAGUAAAGACCGAAGAACCAACUUCUGAAUGGAACCUGUGUCCCGUGACACAAGUUGAGCAAACGAAGCAAAUGGUCAAAAUGCUCCCAAUCUUGUGUGCAACUUUGAUUCCUAGCACAUUGAUGGCCCAAACACAAACACUUUUCAUCAAACAAGGGAGCACAUUAGAUCUAUCUAUGGGACCAAAUUUUGACAUCCCACCAGCUUGUCUAUCUGUAUUUCUCACAAUCUCAAUGCUUAUAAGCAUUGCAAUUUAUGACCGCUUAUUUGUUCCUUUUAUUCGGAAGUACACCAAAAACCCAAGAGGAAUCACAAUGUUGCAGCGGAUGACAAUUGGAAUAGUCCUUCAUAUCGUUACCAUGAUUGUUGCUAGUCUAGUAGAAAGGCAGCGACUUAGUGUUGCUAAAGCUCACAAUAAAGUUAAAAUAGGACAAACUGUGCCUCUAAGCAUAUUCAUUCUGCUCCCUCAAUUCGCAUUGAUGGGCAUUGCUGAUUGUUUCUUGGAAGUAGCAAAACUUGAGUUUUUCUAUGAUCAAGCGCCUGAAGGAAUGAAAAGCCUUGGAACCGCAUAUUUUACCACCACUCUUGGUCUCGGGUAUUUUCUAAGUAGCUUCAUCUUAUCAACUGUGGCUGAUCUUACAAAUAGGGAUGGCCACAAAGGUUGGAUCCUAAACAAUCUCAACGUAUCUCACUUGGAUUACUAUUAUGCAUUUUAUGCAGUUUUGAGCUUUGUGAACUUCAUUUUUUUCCUUGUUGUGGCUCAAAGCUUUGAGUACAAUGCUGAAGUCAUUGAAAGUGAGCACGAGUUGAAAGAUGCUAAGAAGAUCACAGAACAAGGGUAUGUUGCUGGAUCUUCAAAUUAAAAAUUUUAGUAGGAGGCAAGAAG